This is a messenger RNA of Darwinula stevensoni, 1716 nucleotides long. The record is from the annotation of a GenBank genome assembly. NCBI's taxonomy places the organism in Eukaryota, Metazoa, Arthropoda, Ostracoda, Podocopida, Darwinulidae.
AUGUAUACCAAUGAUGAGAUGGAUGUGGGUGUGCAGGUUGCUAGAGCCCUGACACUACGAACCCUUGGAAGCAUUGCGGUGGUGAUCCCUGAGCACAAAGCAUCACAUCAUGCCGUGAGGAAUGGUCUGGAUUCUCACGAUGCUGUCGAGCUCCAAGCUGCUAUCAUGGCUUCCACACAACUGGCCAAGUAUUCUAAAACAUUUGCAACCAACAUCUGUGAGAAGAUUUCAGAGAUGAUGUCAGGACUUGCCCAUCCCAUUGUUAUCAAGCUAAAACUGCUGCCCAUUUUUGAACAUAUGCAUCAUGAUGCUCAAACAGCUUCCACUGUCCGAAAGUUGUGCAUGGAUCUGCUGCCAAGCUAUCCAGCCCAAGAGUUUGUCCUUGUGACUCUCCACACCUUGACAAAGCUAGCCUCUGCCACACUCAUAGACAUCCCUGAGCAGGUGAGUGUGUUGAUAGAGUACUUGGAGAAUGAUCCUCAGAAAGUGGUACAGAGACAAACCCUGGAAGACCUGCACCUGCUGGCUGUGAAAGCACCCCAUCUGUGGAGCAAAGGAAACCUGAAUGCUGUGGUGGGCUUUGCUCUCCGUACCCCACACCAGCGUCUCAAGGUCCAAGCCCUCAAGCUCCUCAUUGUUCUCUCCAACUCCCCUGCUGUCCAACACCUUGUCCAAGAUGAGAAUUUGAUGCAGUUGGCACUGAGCAGUUCCCAUGAUGCUUCAAUGAGCAUUGCUGCUCAUGGUGUUCAUUUGCUCACCAACAUGGCCCUCUACUGCCACAAGGAAGGAGUGGGGAUCCGGAUGGUGUCUGAUCUGGGUCAGGAGGUAAUGAAUGCUGUGGUUACCCUCGUGACCCUGACAGUCAUGAACAGGGAUUUCCCCAUGGAUCGACGCAUCUUCCACUCCCUGGUCUCCCUUGCAAAGGGGAUCCCCUCCCUCUGUCCACUGCUUCUCUCCAGCCUCACCCCUCUUGUCACUUCCACCCCUUGUCAAAGAGUAGGUGUAUUGUUAGAGGCACUUUGUGAAGUGAGCAGCAAGGUUAGCCUGGAGCACAGGGAGAUUCUCAUCAGUGGGAUCAUGGAACUCCUUCAGGAACUCCCAAACCUCGAUCCACCCAUGGACCAUCAAGUCGUAGUGAAGUGUUGCACACUGAUGCUGCAGUGCGAGCCACGGAAGCAGCUACCAAAACUCAGGGAAGCGUUUGAAGAUGUUCUCUGCCUCCUUGAUCAUUGGUCCCUCUAUCAAAUUGCAAGGCAGGCUGCUCGGUACAGAGAAGUGGGGAUUGGGAAGAAGAUUGUGGAAAAGUUACGGGAAGAAGUGUCAUCAGAGCAUCUCUACUUUUGGCUCCAUGGCCUGGCCCGGAUGCUGAAGGCUGAAGAGUGCCUCCUCACCCAUUCCCUUGAUGAGGCCAUUGUUUAUCACCUGGAUGCCCUCACAUCCAUCAAGAGGGAACUGACUGACUCCAUUGAAGUAACAGACAUAGGAUUCACUAGGCUAUCUUAUAUAACAAGCAAUAAGGAGAGUGGUGGGAAGAGAGAAUGUUGGGAGAGGGACAAUGGAAUGAUUGCAGAGGUCCUCUUGGCAGAAGCAGAUGUUGCCCUCAUUAUGUGGGGGAUCAUCAGAAUGGUAGGAGGUGCAGCUUGGGAUGAUCUUCCUCUCAUCAUCUGGAAACACUCCCUUGGGUUUCCCUUCCCAACAUCCAUGCACCUCAUCUAA